GAAUGGGGAUGGCGAGCUGCGGACGUGCUACAGCGCGUCACUCUGCGCGUGUUUGCGUUGAAAGUAAACAUUGUACGGUGCAUCGUGGAUUUGUAUUUUAAAAUAAAACAAUUGAGAUUAAAACUGAACUUUGGGUUUGAAUAUGAAAACGUCCUGAAACGUGUGCUUCUGUUUGAAUUGGAAAUACCACCAACCAAAAAGUACCAUGGUGCUACCAUAAGCAAUGCCAUGUAAAUGCAGUUUGUGUCAGUAAACGUCCCAAUCAACAUCAGCUAUGGGUGAAAUGGAAAAGAUGAAAAAGGAGGCAGAAGGCCUGAAGACACAGAUCGAGGCGGCCCGCAAAGCAGUCAAUGACACAGACAUGGCAGCGGUCGCAGCUGGGGUGGCCCCGGCCCCUCGCGUUCAACUCAAAACCAGACGGACACUGAAAGGCCACCUGGCCAAAAUCUAUGCCAUGCAUUGGGCUACAGACAACAGGCUAAUGGUCAGUGCAUCACAGGAUGGCAAGCUUAUUAUUUGGGACUCUCACUCUGGUAAUAAAAUCAAUGCUGUUCCCCUCAAGUCCUCAUGGGUGAUGACCUGCGCUUAUGCUCCGUCUGGAAACCUUGUGGCCAGCGGUGGUCUCGACAACAUGUGUACCGUCUACAACCUAAAGACACCCGUCGUCAAAACCGUAAAAGAAUUGGAUGCCCACACAGGCUACUUGUCCUGUGCACGCUUCAUUAGUGACAAUGAGAUCCUGACCGCAUCUGGUGACACAACAUGUGCAUUGUGGGACAUAGAGUCUGGAAAGCAAAAGACAGUGUUUCUGAACCACGUUGGUGACUGCAUGUGUCUGUCCAUGUCUCCGGACAUGAACACAUUCGUUUCUGGUGCUUGUGACUCUCUGGCCAAGCUGUGGGACAUCAGAGAUGGCCAAUGCAAGCAAACCUUUCAGGGUCACACGAGUGACAUCAACGCCAUUUCAUAUUUCCCAAAUGGAACUUCAUUCAUUACUGGCUCAGAUGACUGCACAUGCAAGAUGUAUGACAUUCGCUCUGAUCAAGAAGUCAUCUGCUAUCAGGAUGCUCAGCUGAACAGCGGUGUGACAUCAGUGGCUCUGUCCAUGUCCGGCCGUCUCAUCUUUGCCGGCUAUGAUGAUUUCAACUGCAAUAUCUGGGACUCGCUAAAGGGCGAGAAAGUUGGAGUGUUGUCUGGCCAUGACAACAGGGUGAGCUGCACUGGAGUACCAGGGGAUGGCAUGUGUGUUUGCACCGGCUCAUGGGACAGUUUCCUGAAGAUCUGGAAUUGAGUUGCACGCUGAACCCAGAUCAGCUGAGAAACUUGUGGCGAAAAGGAUCAGGAGGGAAAAUAGUUAAUUCUCAGGGAACUGAGACUCUUUCUAUCUCACACAAACACAUAAACAUCUACAUGUGAGUGUAUAUUAAAGACUGGAUCUUAUUAGAGUAUUUAAGUGGAAUAUCACAACAAUCAAGAAGUCACAGGACCUGACUUGAAAUUAUAGUAUUUUGACAUCUUAUAAGUAAACAAGAAUGAAAUCAAAUAACCAUUUAAGAAUUUAAAAUAUAGUUUUUGUCUGUUUAAAAUCCUCUAUGAUUAGAUGAAAGAUUAUGUAAGGAAUAAUUAACGAUUAAAAAAUAAUGCACACUCAAGGGGGUAAUGCAGCACGACGGUGUGCAUUAUUUUCGAAUAAUUUAAAUUACCGGAGUCAAUUAUUCUGCUUAUACCAUAAUUACCACAGAAAUUGCUAAGACAUUGUGAGUGGUUAUUUUAAGACAUUUGACAGGUUAGGUGUGCGCUUUACAGAAAAAUAAUCAACACCCACGGAACAUUUCUCAACCAAUCAGAAAAGAGCAUUCAACAACCCCAUGGUAUAAAUGAAAAUUAAUGUAUAUUUUUUAUUUUCAGAAGCUAUGGUAGAAUGCAGCGAAAUUGUACAGUGUGGUUAGUUUUCCCCCCCCACACUGUCUAAUGGCUCUUUGAUGAUGUUGGCAAACUUGGAUAUGAUUUCUGAAAAACACUGAACAGUGAAAAAUUUAAUUCAACAAAGCACUCAAAAUGACACAUUUAACAUCUGUAUUUAAUACUUUCAUGCUUUUGUAGGACUUUUACAUACAAGACAGUUUUUAUUAAAAAUAUUACAGUGGUAACCUGAUACGUUUCUAAUAAACAUAGUGUUCUGCAUUAAACAAUAUCUUGGUGUGGUUUUGUGUAUCUGUUAACCUGUGAUGGCUUUUGAGGUCAUUGAGAUAUUUUAAAGGGCACGUAUGGUCCGAUUCACUAUUUUACAUUUCCUUUGGUGUGUAAGUGUGUACUAGUACAUGUUAGCAAUAUGCAAAAGGUACCUAUCCCAAAACGAUGACGCGAGUUAUCAUCUCCAACGUAAAUCUCUUUUUGGACUACAACAAACACACGGAUUGUAGGCAACAGUUUACUUCCUGGGAUUGGUAAUGUAGACAAGACCAACAUUAUCCUGUAAGUUAACUCUUGUUAGAAUUACAU
Messenger RNA from Paramisgurnus dabryanus, 2502 nucleotides. It is a transcript of the gene gnb3b, whose product is annotated as guanine nucleotide binding protein (G protein), beta polypeptide 3b. Gene Ontology annotation, molecular function: protein binding. Lineage: Eukaryota; Metazoa; Chordata; Actinopteri; Cypriniformes; Cobitidae. Gene Ontology annotation, biological process: signal transduction. The record is from RefSeq and is a predicted model, not a curated record.